Molecule: messenger RNA, 1653 nt
Organism: Exophiala xenobiotica
Lineage: Eukaryota; Fungi; Ascomycota; Eurotiomycetes; Chaetothyriales; Herpotrichiellaceae
Exons: 2
Coding region: 1-1653 (550 amino acids)
Source: RefSeq, a predicted model, not a curated record
AUGACAUCAACACAGGAAGGCCUGCCCCGGCCAUGCGUGGCUCUGCCGCAGGGAAAGAUCGAAGGGUUUGUGCAAACAGAUCAUUUCCCACAGCCGGUAGAGUGCUUCUUGGGAUUCCCGUACGCCGAACCUCCUGUAGGAGAUCUUCGAUUCCGACCACCAGUCAAGGUCAAACCUUCGAACAUAACGAUUGAGGCCGUUGCGUAUGGGAAAGCAGCUCCAGGGAAACCUCUCAUACCUCCUCGCAUCCCACUUGUUUAUAGCGAGGAUUGCUUGACGGCCAAUGUCAUUAGGCCCAUUCGCAGACCGGGUGAUACACAACUCCUGCCGGUGGCGGUCUACAUCCAUGGUGGAGCUUUCAAUCGAGGACAUUCGUCCUCGCAAAACACUGCCUCCAUGGUUGCUUGGUCUGAGGAACCUUUUGUAGCGGUCUCGUUCAAUUACAGAAUUGGCGCCCUCGGCUUUCUAGCAUCGUCCAAAGCGGCAGAGGAAGGCAUUCUCAACCUGGGUAUGCAGGACCAACGCCUCCUUCUGGACUGGAUACAAGAGAACAUCUAUCAUUUCGGUGGUGACAAACACAACGUGACUUUGAUCGGGCUUUCUGCCGGGGCUAUCACCAUUGGUCAUUUUAUGCUCCACUACAGUGACCGAAACCCUGGUCCGUUUCACAGGGUCAUCCUGGAGUCUGGGUCACCUACUACGAGGGACUGCAGGGCAUACAAUGCAGAGAUCAAUGAAAAGUACUUCAACGAAUUCCUGGGUCGGGCCGGGUGUCCACAAGACCUCCCGGCUACAGAUACUUUCAAAUUUCUUCGCGCCCUGCCUCUGUCCACCAUCAUUGACGCCCAAGAAGCCGUCUUCACAAAGUACAAGCCUACCAUGCAGUGGGCUUUCCGUCCGGUCAUAGAUGGAGAUCUGAUCCCUCGCCCGCCGAUCGAAAGCUGGAAGUCCGGUCAAUACUACAAAGUGCCGAUUAUGACGGGCUACUGCACCAACGAAGGGUCUUUGUAUGUGGAUCGGCAGCUGUCCAAGUCCAGCCAAUUCACCGACUUCAUGCGAACCUUGCUCCCUGGCCUACCCAAAGAGGACAUUGACCGGUUGAACGAGUUGUACCCUGAUCCGUCUCUGGGAUACCCGGAUUAUGAAGACAAGAGAGUGGGUAAUGACAUCGGCACGCAGUAUAAGCGCACCGAGGCAGCGUAUGGUCAGUUCGCGCUAAUUGCGCCCAUCCGACAGACGGCGCACCUUGCAUCGUCAAUUCCUGGAAGCCCACCGGUCUACUUAUGGCAUUGGGACGUAUUUACCACACUCUACGGUGGCGCUGCCCAUGGAGACACUGCGAGGUACGAAACUUUCGACCAUGCCACGACAUCAUUGUCUCCCGCACAAAAGGAGGUGUCUGGCAUGUUUCACGCGUACAUGAUUAGUUUCAUUUGCCACAAGGGUGAUCCAAACAAGAUACAAGGGGCCUGGAGGCAUCGACCGAUAUGGCAGCCAUAUACUCAUGACCAGCCUUUCAAGAUGAUUCUAGGAAAGGGGAAUAGGGAGCUGAUAGGGGGUCCGGCCGGUACACCAGCCGAGUUGACAUAUGAGACCGAAGCUCUAGAGCAAUGCAAGUUUUGGUGGGACAGAACCGAAAUCACGCAGCGAUAG